This is a messenger RNA of Closterium sp. Yama58-4, 426 nucleotides long. Lineage: Eukaryota; Viridiplantae; Streptophyta; Zygnematophyceae; Desmidiales; Closteriaceae. The record is from the annotation of a GenBank genome assembly.
AUGCAGCACACACACACAUUCACUACUUGCUUUGUGCUGCUCCCAUCCCCACGUACUCGAAUGCUCCAAGCAAGCUACCCACCCCACACACCCUGCGUCUUUUGCUUCACACGCACUUCCUUGCACAUGCCAGAAGACGCCGACGAUGACGACGUGUCGGACGCCGCCAUUCCCGCCGCCGAUGCGUCGCUUCCUGAUCUGAUGAGCAAGCUUUUCGGCGCGAGCAGGCGGUUCCUGUGGUCGCCUGACAUGCGCCGCGAGCUGUCGUGCAAGUCGGACUGCGAGGCGAAGAACAAGGAGUGCAACGAGGAGUACAGCGAGUGCAAGCGCGACAACAAAGACGACGAGCACAAGCACCACAAGUGCACGCACACGUACAAGAAGUGCAAGAGAAAGGCAAAGAAGUGCCGCUCCAAGUGUGAUUAG